AUGAGGAAGUUAGUUUGUAUUUUGUUGAUAUCGCUCAGCUUGGCUAGUCAGAUUUAAGGGCCUCUCUCUAAUCCAAUAGUCAAUGAAUUAGAGAGAACUCAUCUAGGAAAAGCUUUUCUGAAAUUACUCACCUUAAAGUCUAAGGCUUAACAAUUCGACUUUUCUAAACUCUAUGCAGCUAUAGAUGAUUUAGAGAAUUCAAUAAAAUAGAGAAUUGUGGAUGAAGAUAAAGAAUAUUAAUAGAAUGAAGUUUAAUAUUUCACAGAUAAAGAGUUUUUCUCUGGAUAAAUUACUUAGUAUUAAAACGAAAUAGCCUCCUUAGAAAUAGAUCUAACAGACUUCACUGAAAGUAGGAAUUUGUUAUAAAUUGGAUUAAAUGGAAAAGUAGAUGAGUUGAAGGAAGUCUAAUCAUUGGCUGAUGGUUUGUAAUAGAGAAUCACCAAGGAAGAAGCUAUAUUCAAAGAUCAAUAAAAUCAAUAUACAAAUGCAGUUUAGGCACUUGAUUAAGCUUUGUAAUUGAUUGGCUAAUUAAGAGAUGGUUCUUUCAUUUAAAAUAGAAAUGUUGUUUUCUUGGAGGAAGGCUUAAAACAAUUGCAACAUUAAAGAAUCAUGUAUGCACCAUUGAUCACUGCUUUCACUCAAAUAAUGGCUCCAAGUUUCAACGAUUAAGAAGCAAGUGCAAAAGUGUAGAGAUUGAUCCAAAACUUAAGAGAUACAAUUGUUAAGAAUAAAACUGAUUUAGAAAAUUCCUAUUAGUAAAUAAGAACAAUUGAUGAUCACAACCUAAGUUAAUAUAAUUAAAGAAUUACAAAUUUAUCGACAAUCGUCAUACCAACCAUUCAAGCUGAAAUCCAAACAAGAGAUGGUAAUUCAUGUAUCCUAAUUGUAGGCUAAAUUCAAACCAAAUCAAAUUUGUUAAGAGAUGCUCAAUCCAAUUUCAAAACCGCUACAGAUAACUUAGAUAAUACCAACAACAGAUGGAUUGAGAGAACUAAUGAACAUAACAAAUUGCUUGAUCAAUUAAUAACUUAGACAACCCUGUUUCCUAAAAUAGUCACUGAAUUAGAAGGGGCAGGAGUAAGAAGAAGAUGA
Paramecium tetraurelia is the source of this 1092-nucleotide messenger RNA. RefSeq lists its product as uncharacterized. The transcript is spliced from 3 exons. NCBI's taxonomy places the organism in Eukaryota, Ciliophora, Oligohymenophorea, Peniculida, Parameciidae. The record is from RefSeq and is a predicted model, not a curated record.